AUGGCUCCUAGUGGACCCAAUCAAAAGAAGAAGCGUGGUCGUCCUCCGGCAGCAGCGAGAGCCGCGGCAGCGUCCCAACAACAACCGAAGACGAAGCAGUCUGAGAAGGCCGACGCCAGCAUGUCGUCAUCGCCUGAGCUGCGACAACAGCGAAGACAAGAAACACGACAACAGCAGCAGCAAGAACCCAGUUCUCCUGUCCAGGAAGAAACGGGAAGACGAACGCGAGCACAGAAACGAGGGUCGGAUGAUUCCCCGGCGCAAGCGCAGAAGCAGGGUGCUGGUACGAAGAAGACCGCACGAGCGACCCAGGAGGUUGAGGAGCCAUCACAUAGUGUACCGAAGAAGAGAGGGCAUCCCCCGAAGCAGAGUGAUGAACAAGAGGGGGAAUCUAGGACAGAAGACAGGCCGAGUAAGAGAGUGAGGGGUGAGCAGGGGGAGAAGGAUGGGGGAAGGGAAAAGAAGGGGUCUGCGAGGGACACUAAGGCUGCGACCAAGCAGGCGCAAGGAGCUACUGCUGCCGAGGAAGAGGGGCAGCCUGCUAGGGGGGGGAGAAGGAAGGCCCAAACGCAGGAGAGCCCUGCGCAAGUGCCCAAGGACAGAGACGCUGAGGGAGAGAAGCAGAUUUCCAGGCGAUCAAGGGGGAGGAAGAAGGAGGCUGAAAAGCCAGCUGAGCAGCCCAGUCUCGCGGAGAGUGUUCCUCGGCGAGGAAGGAGACAGGCUCAGCCUGCGCAAGAGGAGCCGGAAACCGAGGAAGAAGCAGCGCCUCGAAGGCGACGACGCGGUCGGCAAUCCUUGGCAGAGGUUCCUGUCUCAAAGGUACAAAACCAGGCACCAUCUCCUGCGCACGAAGAGGAAGCCCAAGGGAAGACGGAACGCGGCUCCGGACGACCCUCUCGCACGAGUGCAGCUUCACAAGAUGAACCCGAGCCUGAAUCAUCCAGGUCCAAACCCGAAUCUUCAAAACCCGAAUCCCCCGCCCCCCGAACACAACAACCUCUCGCCGAGGAAGAAGAACAAGAACCUUCCUCCGAAGACGAAGAGCUCCUCGAUCCCUUAGAAAAACACCGCCACCUAGCCCCCAUCCCACGCAACAUCCCCCGCGCAACCAUCACCGCUCGCUGGAAGCCCCUCGAUGGUGCGUCCAUCGCCGCCGUCGAUACAAUCGUCUCUGACGCAGCACGCACAGUCCUGCACCGCCUGCGCGACCGAGAUGUACGGCACGCCCAAGCACAGACGAUACUUAAGGCUUUUGCAACGAGGCUGAGGGGAAAGCUGAGUAAGGGGAUUCCGUUCCCUCCUUCGGCGGUCGGCCCCUCAUAUUCAGCCACAUCUUCUGCGAAAGGGAAGAAAUCGACUGGAAAGGAAGGGAAAGCCGCAAUGGUAGAGUUCGACUUCGAGCAAACAGUCGAAGCGAUCCGACGCGCGGAGAGGGCGCUUGAUCCGGCGCUGCAUAGUGUAGCGCUGUUGGAGAGGGAGUUGUCGAGGGAGGAGGCGGCGCUGGAGAGGGAGUAUAAAGUGUUGAAGACGCUGGAGACGAAUGCCAAGGCUGAGGCGAGGGAGUGGAGGGAGCGGGGAAAGAGGGAGCAUGUUUUGCUUGUUGGAGGGCCUGGGUUCGGGGCUGCCGUUGGGGAGAAGGAUGGGAAGGAAGAGGGGGAGAAGUUGGAGAUUGUUGGUCGGAGGGAAGGGGAGGCGGUGUUCAAGGAUCUCCAAAACGACGACGAGCUAUUCGCCCUCUCUCAACAAGUGGUCAACCACAUGGAGAGUAUCCGCUCCAACCUGGGACAAAUUGACGGCGUGCUGCCGGCCAUCGAACGCAGCAAGGCCGCACUGCAGGCCACGCUGGCCAAGUAUCUGGAUCGGGAGCAAUACGAGCAGGUUGUUUUGGGGACUUCAUGA
Molecule: messenger RNA, 1899 nt
Organism: Thermochaetoides thermophila DSM 1495
Lineage: Eukaryota; Fungi; Ascomycota; Sordariomycetes; Sordariales; Chaetomiaceae
Exons: 3
Coding region: 1-1899 (632 amino acids)
Source: RefSeq, a predicted model, not a curated record